This is a messenger RNA of Zingiber officinale, 1849 nucleotides long. Its product is annotated as nuclear cap-binding protein subunit 1-like. NCBI's taxonomy places the organism in Eukaryota, Viridiplantae, Streptophyta, Magnoliopsida, Zingiberales, Zingiberaceae. The coding region runs from base 90 to 1670 and encodes 526 amino acids. The transcript has 9 exons. Gene Ontology annotation, molecular function: mRNA binding; RNA cap binding. The record is from RefSeq and is a predicted model, not a curated record. Gene Ontology annotation, biological process: mRNA export from nucleus; nuclear-transcribed mRNA catabolic process, nonsense-mediated decay. Gene Ontology annotation, cellular component: nuclear cap binding complex; nucleus.
AACAUAAAACGUUUUACAUAAUUCUAAUCAUAAAACAUUUUCUUUAUUUAUAUUCUUGGAAAGAUAGCCGGAAGGAAUGUGCUUCAUACAUGGCCAGCUUGCCUGUAUCAUUCCGCUAUGAAUAUCUGAUGGCAGAAACUAUAUUCUCUCAGCUAAUGUUUCUUCCUCAGCCACCAUUUAGGCCCAUCUAUUACACGUUGGUAAUCAUUGAUCUGUGCAAGGCCUUACCUGGUGCAUUUCCUGCUGUUGUGGCUGGAGCUGUUCGUGCCCUUUUUGAUAGAAUUGCUGAUCUCGAUAUGGAAUGUCGCACUAGACUGAUUCUAUGGUUUUCUCAUCAUUUGUCAAACUUUCAGUACUUUUGGCCUUGGGAAGAAUGGGCUCAUGUUAAAGAUCUUCCAAGAUGGGCGCCACAGAGAGUAUUUGUACAAGAAGUGUUAGAAAGGGAAGUUCGUUUGUCAUACUGGGAUAAAAUCAAGCAGAGCAUUGAGAAUGCAUCUGCACUUGAGGAAUUGCUUCCACCAAAGAGUGGACCCAACUUCAAGUACAAUUCUGAAGACGAUCAAGGUUAUGCUCUUUCUAGAGAGUUGCGCAUCAUGAUUAGGGGAAGGAAGACAGCUCGUGAAAUCAGUCCAUGGGUUGAGGAAAAUAUAAUUAAAGUUCAUGGGCCCAAGUUUGCACUUGAAGUUGUUAUUCAGACCCUUCUGGAUAUUGGUUCAAAAAGUUUCACACAUCUUAUAACUGUGUUAGAAAGAUAUGGCCAAGUCAUCACAAAGUUAUGUGCUACUCAGGAUAUGCAAGUUUUGUUAAUAGAUGAAGUGAGUUCCUAUUGGAAGAACAGUACGCAGAUGACUGCUAUUGCCAUUGAUCGCAUGAUGGGUUAUCGGCUUAUCUGCAAUUUGGCUAUCAUUAAUUGGGUCUUUUCUUUACCUAAUAUUGAGCAAUUUCAUGUUUCAGAUCGUCCAUGGGAGGUUCUUAGGAAUGCGAUCAACAAGACUUACAACCGCAUCACUGACUUGAGGAAGGAAAUUCAAACACUUGAGAAAGGUGUUUCCGUAGCUGAGGAAACUGCAUCGAAGGCUUUGAAGGAGUUUGAGGCUGCUGAUGCUAGGCUUGAGGUUGUGGAUGGUCAACCUGUGCAAGCUGAAAAACCAGGAAGAUUGAAGCGCCUAAAAGGAUAUGCUGAGAAGGCAAAAGAGGAAGAAGUAUCAGUACGAGAAUCUUUGGAAGCCAAGGAAGCUCUCUUUGCUCGAGCUCUCGAAGAAAAUAAGAUAUUAUUUGUGUCUUUAUAUAAAAGCUUCACAAAUGUGCUUAUGGAGCGGCUGCCUCCUGUAUCUGAUAAUGGAGAUUUGCCAAAACUGCGUCCUGAAAAGAUUGACGCUAUGUCCGUAGAUUUGGAAGAGCCGCCUUCCAUGGAGGUAGACCAUGAUAAUGGCCAAAAAGAUGAAAGUGAAAAUAAUGGUGAAAGAGUAACUCACAACUACGACAUCAAGGAACAAGAUCAGUGGUGCCUGUGCACAUUGGGUUAUCUCAAAGCAAUUUCAAGGCAAUAUGCAACAGAGAUUUGGCCACACAUUGAAACACUGGAGGCUGAGAUCUUCAGCGAAGAUACCCAUCCGCUUAUCAAAAAAGCCGUCCUCUCUGGUCUAUGCCGUAAGAUGGUGGAACUUUGAUGCACUUGAUAACUUUAUUUGUUUUUACCUUUUUUUUUUUAAACAUGGUCAUUGCAUGUUUCAAAGAAAACAAAAUGCGCCAAUGAUUGCUUGUCUUAGCCCAAACAUUGUCCUGUAACCUAAGUUUUGGAAUGAUAUUUUGCUUAUUUUUCUAUGCUAAUUCUGUGAACUUAGUCAAA